This is a messenger RNA of Anarrhichthys ocellatus (wolf-eel), 3669 nucleotides long. Its product is annotated as protein NLRC3-like. The record is from RefSeq and is a predicted model, not a curated record. NCBI's taxonomy places the organism in Eukaryota, Metazoa, Chordata, Actinopteri, Perciformes, Anarhichadidae. Gene Ontology annotation, molecular function: protein binding. The transcript is spliced from 10 exons.
GACUCUUUUCACUAAGGGACUCUUUGGUCCUUCAGGUCCAGCAGAAACUAGUUCAAGUGGACUUCAGAGGAGCACCAGUGAAGAAGAACAGAGCAACACGUCACAAAGUCUUCAGUGCGCGUGUCUCUACGUCGGUGCUCGGGCCCUAAUAAUAAACAUUAGAAUAACAAUAGGUCCUCAGCUCCGACUACGUCGGUGUUCGGGCCCUAAUGAGACUGAAGACUAAUGAUGAACCCGUCUGUCUGUCUUCAUCAGGUGGCUGCAGCUUAUCAGCAACAUGAAAAGGAUCCAUCAGAGACCAGAGGCCCCUGGACCUGAACCUGAACCCAGCUGUGUGUCCCCUGAGACUAACCAGUCACACCAACAUGGCAUCGAUUUUAAAGGAGGAGAAGUUUCUUCUGCAGAUUCACAGCAGCAGAGAGAAAAGUCUCCUGAACCCAGCUGUGUGUCCAUGAAGAGUGGUCGGUCUAAAGGUCAGCCGAUUGACUUCAAAGAUGGACGCCGUUCUUAUGACCCAGAAGAGGACCAGGAGAGCUCAGAGGUUCCCAGAGGUCAGUCUGCCCAGCAGCAUCAAACACACCAGGACUCCAUAUUUAUGCUGCUGGAGGAGAACAUCGUUGCUUUUGUGAAGAAAGAGCUGAAGAAGAUCCAGAAGGUUGUGAGUUCAGAUUACCCAGAAUGCUUAGAGAGGGAGGAUGACGAGGUGCUGGACAGUGAGGAUGAAGAGCAGAGGAGGAGCAGCAGCAGAGAGGCAUUUGUGAAGAUCACACUGCACUUCCUGAGGAGAAUGAAGCAGGAGGAGCUGGCUGACUGUCUGCAGAGCAGACUUGCUGCAGUUUGUCAUCAUGAACUCAAAUCUAACCUGAAGAAGAAGUACCAGUGUGUGUUUGAGGGGAUUGCUAAAGCAGGAAACCCAACCCUUCUGACUCAGAUGUACACAGAGCUCUACAUCACAGAGGGAGGGACUGCAGUGGUCAAUGAUGAACAUGAGGUCAGACAGAUUGAAACAGCAUCCAGGAAACCACACAGACCAGAAACAACCAUCAGACAAGAAGACAUCUUUAAAGCCUCACCUGGAAGAGAGGAACCAAUCAGAACAGUGAUGUCAAAGGGAGUGGCUGGCAUUGGGAAAACAGUCUUAACACAGAAGUUCACUCUGGACUGGGCUGAAGACAAAGCCAACCAGGACAUACAGUUCACAUUUCCAUUCACUUUCAGAGAGCUGAAUGUGCUGAAAGAGAAACGGUACAGCUUGGUGGAACUUGUUCAUCACUUCUUCAGUGAAACCAAAGAAGCAGGAAUCUGCAGGUUUGAAGAGUUCCUGGUUCUGUUCAUCUUUGACGGUCUGGAUGAGUGUCGACUUCCUCUGGACUUCCACAACAAUGAGGUACUGACUGAUGUUACAGAGUCCACCUCAGUGGAUGUGCUGCUGACAAACCUCUUCAGGGGGGAACUGCUUCCCUCUGCUCGCCUCUGGAUAACCACACGACCUGCAGCAGCCAAUCAGAUCCCUCCUGACUGUGUUGACUUGGUGACAGAGGUCAGAGGGUUCACUGACCCACAGAAGGAGUAGUACUUCAGGAAGAGAUUCAGAGAUGAGGAGCAGGCCAGCAGGAUCAUCUACCACAUCAAGACCUCACGAAGACUCCACAUCAUGUGCCACAUCCCAGUCUUCUGCUGGAUCACUGCUACAGUUCUGGAGGAUGUGUUGAAGACCAGAGAGGGAGGAGAGCUGCCCAAGACCCUGACUGAGAUGUACAUCCACUUCCUGGUGGUUCAGUCCGAACGGAAGAAGGUCAAGUAUGAUGGAGGAGCUGAGACAGAUCCACGCUGGAGUCCAGAGAGCAGGAAGAUGACUGAGUCUCUGGGAAAACUGGCUUUUGAUCAGCUGCAGAAAGGCAACCUGAUCUUCUAUGAAUCCGACCUGGCAGAGUGUGGCAUCAAUAUCAGAGCAGCCUCGGUGUACUCAGGAGUGUUCACACAGAUCUUUAGAGAGGAGAGAGGACUGUACCAGGACAAGGUGUUCUGCUUCGUCCAUCUGAGUGUUCAGGAGUUUCUGGCUGCUCUUCAUGUCCAUCUGACCUUCAUCAACUCUGGAGUCAAUCUGCUGUCAGAAGAACAAACAACCUCCUGGUUGUCUAAAGUCUUUAGAGACAAACCUGAACCAAUACGUCUCUACCAGAGUGCUGUGGACAAGGCCUUACAGAGUCCAAAUGGACACCUGGACUUGUUCCUCCAUUUCCUCCUGGGUCUUUCACUGCAGACCAAUCAGACUCUCCUACGAGGUCUGCUGACAAAGACAGGAAGUAGCUCACAGACCAAUCAGAGAACAGUCCAGUACAUCAAGAAGAAGAUCAGUGAGAAUGUGUCUCCAGAGAAAAGCAUCAAUCUGUUCCACUGUCUGAAUGAACUGAAUGAUGGUUCUCUAGUGGAGGAGAUCCAACAGUCCCUGAGUUCAGGACGUCUCUCCACAGAUAAACUGUCUCCUGCUCAGUGGUCAGCUCUGGUCUUCAUCUUACUGUCAUCAGAAAAAGAUCUGGAUGUGUUUGACCUGAAGAAAUACUCUGCUUCAGAGGAGGCUCUUCUGAGGCUGCUGCCAGUGGUCAAAGCCUCUAACAGAGCUCUACUGAGUGACUGUAACCUCUCAGAGAGAAGCUGUGAAGCUCUGUCUUCAGUUCUCAGCUCCCAGUCCUCUAGUCUGAGAGAGCUGGACCUGAGUAACAACGACCUGAAGGAUUCAGGAGUGAAGCUGCUGUCUGCUGGACUGGAGACUCCACACUCAGAACUGGAAACUCUCAGCCUGUCAGGCUGUCUGAUCACAGAGGAAGGCUGUGCUUAUCUGGCCUCAGCUCUGACCUCCAACCCCUCCCAUCUGAGAGAGCUGGACCUGAGCUACAAUCAUCCAGGAGACUCAGGAGUGAAGCUGCUGUCUGCUGGACUGGAGGAUCCUUGCCGGAGACUGGAAACUCUCAGGGUGGAGCCUGCUGGAGUCCGAUGGUUCAGACCAGGUCUGAGGAAGUAUUCCUGUGAACUCACACUCGACACAAACACAGUACACAGAGAACUCACACUGUCUGACAACAACAGGAAGGUGACACGUGUGGGAGAGGUUCAGUCAUAUCCUGAUCAUCCAGACAGGUUUGAUGUCUGGCCUCAGCUGCUGUGUAGAACUGGUCUGACUGGUCGCUGUUACUGGGAGGUCGAGUGGAGAGGAGGAGUUGCUAUAUCAGUGAGUUACAGAGGAAUCAGAAGGAAAGGAGACAGUGAGGAUGGUUGGUUUGGAAGGAAUGAUCAUUCCUGGAGUCUGUGGUGCUAUGGUGAUGGUUACUAUGUCCUUCACAAUAAGGCAAGAACACCCACCUCUUCCUCUUCCUCUUCCUCCUCCUCUUCCUCCUCCUCUCCCUCUGGUAGAGUAGCAGUGUAUGUGGACUGUCCUGCUGGCUCUCUGUCCUUCUACAGAGUCUCCUCUGACACACUGAUCCACCUCCACACCUUCAACACCACAUUCACUGAACCUCUUUAUCCUGGGUUUGGGUUCUGGUUGAGUUCUGGUUCCUCAUUGUCUCUGUGUUCUCUGUAGGAGGGAGAGUCUCCUCCUGCUAGAGCAGUGGUUCUCAAACUGUGGGGCACAGCGGUAUUGCAAGUGGGGCGCAGGGGGAAAUGCAGAAU